AUUUCAGUAUCAGAACUAAGGAAAAAGACUAGCAAUGGCUGUGGAAGAACUUCAGUCCAUAAUAAAGAGAUGCCAAAUCCUAGAAGAAGAAGACUUUAAAGAAGAAGAUUUUGGCCUAUUUCAGUUAGCAGGUCGAAGGUGCAUAGAUGAAGGGCACAUAGAUCAACUACUGGAAAUUAUUCAAAAUGAAAAGAAUAAGAUUAUCAUCAGGAAUAUGGGAUGGAAUCUUGUUGGUCCUGUUGUUCGAUGCCUUUUAUGGAAUGAUAAAGAAGAUGAUAAAAGGAAAGAUUAUUUUCUGAUGCUGGAUUUAUUGGUAAAGUUGUGUAAUCCAAAGGAAUUAUUGUUGGGUUUGCUUGAACUGAUUGAAGAACCUUCUGGAAAACAGAUAUCCCAAAUUAUUCUUCUUUUACUUCAGCCAUUACAGAAAGUGAUUCAGAAACUUCAUAACAACAAGGCAUACUCAGUUGGAUUAGCAUUGUCAACCAUUUGGAAUCAGCUGUCUCUUCUACCUGUUCCAUACUCAAAAGAACAAAUACAGACCGAUGACUAUGGUCUUUGUCAAUGUUGCAAGGCUUUAAUUGAUUUCACUAAGCCAUUUGUGGAAGAAAUCAUUCAUGCCAAAGAAAAUUCGCUGGAAAAUGAAAAAUUAAAAGAUGAAUUACUGAAAUUUUGUUUUAAAAGCUUGAAAUGCCCUUUGCUGACAGCACAAUUCCCCAAACAGCUGGAAGAAGCGGAAAAUGAUCCUUUAUGGUGUUUUGCAUCUGAAAUUGUAGGUUUUUUAUUAGCCAUUGGAGAACCUUUCUCCAGAAUGAUUAUUAAUCAUGGAAAGAAAAAGAGGAUUUGGAAAUAUCUCGAAUUUGAGGAAGAAGAAGACAAACAAUUAGCAGACUCCAUGGCUUCUCUUGCAUACCUCGUAUUUGUACAGGGCAUCACUAUUGAUCAGCUUCCAAUGGUCAUGAGCCCAUUGUAUCUUUUGCAGUUUAAUAUGGGAUAUAUUGAAGUCUUCUUACAAAGAAAAGAAGAAUCUGUUUUCCCUAAAGGAUUGGAACUGUUGGAGAAUGGAUUAUUAAGAAUAGAAGACAACAGUUUACUUCAUCAGUACUUAGAAAUUAAGAGUUUUCUUAGUGUACCUCAGGACUUAGUGAAAAUAAUGACACUUUGUCCCAUUGAGACAUUGAGGAAAAAAGGAUUAGCUAUGCUGCAGCUGUAUAUUAACAAGUUGGAUUCACAAGGCAAAUAUACAUUAUUUAGGUGCUUAUUGAAUACAAGUAAUCAUUCAGGAGUAGAGGCCUUUAUUAUUCAAAAUAUCAAAAAUCAAAUUGAUUUGACAUUAAAGGGAGUACAUUAUAACAAAUGGUUUAUGGGACCACAGUUGGUUUCCCUUCUUGACUUAGUACUCAUUCUCCCAGAGGGUGCUGAAACAGAUCUACUACAAAACUCAGACAGGAUUAUGGCUUCAUUAAACCUCCUGAGGUAUUUGAUAAUCAAAGAUAAUGAAAAUGACAAUCAAACUGGAUUAUGGACAGAACUUGGAAAGAUUGAAAAUAAUUUCUUAAAGCCACUUCAUAUGGGACUUAAUAUGUCAAAAGCACAUUAUGAAGCAGAAAUUAAGAACAGCCAAGAAAAUAGCCACGAUGUCCAGAAGCCUAAAGAUAUUUGUUCUGUAACGGUAUGUGGAGAGGAGAUCCCCAAUAUGCCUCCAGAAAUGCAGCUUAAGGUUCUACAUUCAGCCCUCUUUACAUUUGAUUUGAUUGAAAGUGUUCUGGCUCGAGUAGAAGAACUUAUUGAAAUAAAAACAAAGUCUACCUCCGAAGAAAAUAUUGGGAUAAAGUGAAGGUUCCACCUCCCACAGGGAACCAGUGAAAUAACUAUGUUUUCUAUUAUGUAUUUAACAGCUUUACAAAACCUUUCUGUAAACACUGCUGCUAGAAAAAGAAAUGUAGCUUUUCUCUUUUAU
Messenger RNA from Elephantulus edwardii (Cape elephant shrew), 1957 nucleotides. RefSeq names its product glomulin, FKBP associated protein (gene GLMN). NCBI's taxonomy places the organism in Eukaryota, Metazoa, Chordata, Mammalia, Macroscelidea, Macroscelididae. The coding region runs from base 35 to 1834 and encodes 599 amino acids. Gene Ontology annotation, molecular function: ubiquitin-protein transferase inhibitor activity. Gene Ontology annotation, cellular component: cytoplasm. The transcript has 18 exons. The record is from RefSeq and is a predicted model, not a curated record.